Rotaria socialis is the source of this 339-nucleotide messenger RNA. Lineage: Eukaryota; Metazoa; Rotifera; Eurotatoria; Philodinida; Philodinidae. The record is from the annotation of a GenBank genome assembly.
AUGGUAUUGGUAGAGGUCGCUAUCGGUGUUAUCGUCACAUUACCUUAUAGUAUUUACAAUUAUUUCUAUACCAGUGCUGUGACAUUUCCUGAUCAAAUUAGUGUCGCAGAAAAUCAAUUUAUUAGUUCAGUGACGCGCAUUAUUUUCUAUGGAAAUUUUUCGUUACCAUUCUAUAUUAAUUGUUGUGUAUCGCCACGUUUUCGUCGACAAUUAGUGCAUGUUCUCCUUCACAUCCAUUUGAAGUACUGGCAAAAAAAGAUAAAUCGUCGUCGCAUGAAUCAAAUUACUCCACAAUCACCAGUUGAUGCCAACAUAGUGUUGUCAUUAACUGCAUUCUGA